AUGAGUACUUCUAGAUCCUGGAAAGCGCCAGCAGUACUACUCCAAGAUGGAAGAGUCCUAGUCAUUGGUGGAGUUAGUUCAUCCAGCGAUUUGUUUACUCCAGAAAUAUAUGAUCCAUCUACAGAACUGUGGACUAUGACUGGUCGCAUGAAUAAACGGAAAUCUGGUCACACGGCGUCACUACUUCACAAUGGAAAGGUCUUCGUCGCUGGAGGAUUUAGUCUAGAAAGCAACUUCGCGAUGAAUACAGAACUUUGCGAUCCUUCUACCGGAACUUGGACGCCUAGUGGUGUUAUAAACGGCGGAAGGAUUUAUCACACAGCAUCGAUGCUUCCAAAUGGAAAAGUCUUGCUCGCUGAUGGAUGUAACUUUAAUUAUUGUUUAAACACUUCCGAGGUUUGCGACCUAUCUACAGCACGAUGCACAAUGAGUGGCAACAUGACAACUGUGCGAUGGUAUCACACAACAUCGAUAUAUAGCAAUGGAACAGUGUUUGUCACAGGUGGGGCUAACGGUGACAAUAAUACAGAACUUUAUGAUCCAUCUGCAGGAGUCUGGACGCCCGCAGACAGCAUGAGCACAACAAGAACACAACAUACAGCAUCAACUCUCCCUAAUGGAAAAAUCUUAGUGGCCGGUGGGUACAAGUUUGAUUAUACUAAUAAUAAUUAUACUUAUUUUAAUACUCCAGAUAUAUUUACAUGA
Rotaria sp. Silwood2 is the source of this 705-nucleotide messenger RNA. The record is from the annotation of a GenBank genome assembly. Lineage: Eukaryota; Metazoa; Rotifera; Eurotatoria; Philodinida; Philodinidae.